Molecule: messenger RNA, 762 nt
Organism: Dreissena polymorpha
Lineage: Eukaryota; Metazoa; Mollusca; Bivalvia; Myida; Dreissenidae
Exons: 3
Coding region: 1-687 (228 amino acids)
Source: RefSeq, a predicted model, not a curated record
AUGUCAAUUGCUUUCUGGACAGUGCCGCAUGGGGACCAGAUUUGGUUAAAAGAAGAAGCCCGACAACUGAGGUUCCAAGCCCGACGACAGAUGUUCCAAGCCCGACAACUGAGGUUCCAACCCCGACAACUGGGGUUUCAACCCCGACAAUUGAGGUUCCAAGCCCGACAACUGAGGUUCAAAGCCCGACAACUGAGGUUCCAAUCCCGACAACUGAGGAUCCAAACCCAACAACUGAGGUUUCAACCCCGACAACUGAGGAUCCAAGCCCGACACCUGAGGAUCCAAGCCAGACAACUGAGCUUCCAAGCCCGACAACUGAGGUGCCAGGCCCCUCAACUGUGGUUGCUGAUACGACAGCUGUCGUUCCAAGUACCACAACUGGCGUUCCAAGCACCACAACUGGCGUUCCAAGUACCACAACUGGCGUUCCAAGCACCACAACUGGCGUUCCAAGUACCACAACUGGCGUUCCAAGUACCACAACUGGCGUUCCAAGCACCACAACUGGCAUUUCAAGCACCACAACUGGCAUUCCAAGCACCACAACUGGCAUUCCAAGCACCACAACUGGCGUUCAAAGCACCACAAAGGUCUCUCCAGGCAUCACAACUGGCGUUCCAGACACAUUCACUUCGACUGCAAAAGAAACUACAACGGCCAAUGGUUCAACUCAUGUUGCAGUAAAUUGGGUUUGCCUCGGUUUUCUUGUGGCGAUGUGGACGGGAGCUAGUAUUUACGGUGAAGCACAUUGAACAGUCG